Octodon degus (degu) is the source of this 2201-nucleotide messenger RNA. RefSeq names its product solute carrier family 17 member 9 (gene Slc17a9). The record is from RefSeq and is a predicted model, not a curated record. Lineage: Eukaryota; Metazoa; Chordata; Mammalia; Rodentia; Octodontidae. Bases 30 to 1340 code for a protein of 436 amino acids. Gene Ontology annotation, molecular function: transmembrane transporter activity. Gene Ontology annotation, biological process: transmembrane transport. The transcript has 13 exons. Gene Ontology annotation, cellular component: membrane.
GCUCCACACUGUCCCAGCACCACAGCCUGAUGCAGCUGUCCACAGAUCAGCCUCACAGGGACGCAGCUGAGGAUGUCCAGUGGUCCAGGCCUGAGUGCCAGGCAUGGACAGGAAUUCUGCUGCUGGGCACCUGUUUGCUGUACUGUGUGCGGGUCACCAUGCCUGUCUGUGUGGUUGCCAUGAGCCAAGACUUCGGCUGGAACAAGAAGGAGGCUGGUGUUGUGCUCAGCAGCUUCUUCUGGGGCUACUGCCUGACACAGGUUGUGGGAGGCCACCUUGGGGACCGCGUCGGCGGCGAGAAGGUCAUCCUGCUGUCGGCCUCCACCUGGGGCCUCAUCACUGUGGCCACCCCUGCGCUCGCCCACCUUGGCAGGGCCCACCUGGUCUCCAUGGCCUGCUCACGCGUUCUCACAGGACUGCUUCAAGGCGUGUACUUCCCUGCCUUGACCAGCCUGCUGUCGCAGCGUGUGCCGGAGAGUGAGCGGGCCCUCGCCUACAGCACUGUGGGGGCUGGCUCCCAGUUUGGGACACUGGUGACAGGCGCCGUGGGCUCCCUACUCCUGGACUGGGGUGGCUGGCAGAGUGUCUUUUACUUCUCGGGUGGCCUCACCUUGCUCUGGGUGUGUUACGUGCACAGGUACCUGCUGCAUGGAAAAGAUCACAUCCUGGCCCUGGGUGUCCUGGUACAAGGCCUGCCCCUGGCCAGGCCCUCCAAAGUGCCCUGGAGACAGCUCUUCCAGAAGCCUUCUGUCUGGGCGGCCAUCUGCGCCCAGCUGUCUUCGGCAUGUUCCUUCUUCAUCCUCCUGUCAUGGCUGCCCACCUUCUUCAAGGAGACCUUCCCCCACUCCAAGGGCUGGGUCUUCAACGUGGUGCCGUGGCUGGCUGCUAUUCCUGCCAGUCUGUUCAGCGGGUUUCUCUCUGACCAGCUCAUCAGUCAGGGUUACAGAGCCAUCACCGUGCGGAAGUUCAUGCAGGUGAUGGGCCUUGGCCUGUCCAGCGUUUUUGCACUCUGUCUGGGUCAUACAUCUAGCUUUCUCAAGGCUGUGGUCUUUGCGUCAGCCUCCAUCGGCCUCCAGACCUUCAACCACAGUGGCAUCUCCGUUAACAUCCAAGACCUGGCCCCAUCCUGUGCCGGCUUUCUGUUUGGUGUGGCCAACACUGCAGGGGCCUUGGCAGGUGUGGUGGGCGUGUGUCUGGGAGGCUACCUGAUCGAGGCCACAGGCUCCUGGACGUGUCUGUUUAACCUGGUGGCCAUCAUCAGCAACCUGGGGCUGGGCACCUUCCUGGUGUUCGGGCAGGCCCAGAGGGUGGACCUGAGCCCCACCCGCGAGGACCUCUAGCUUCUGACCUGCUGGCCCAAGGGUCCUGGUACCUGCAGCCUCCAGGGAUGAUGGGCUUCAUCUGAGGCUCAGCUGCUCUUGACCACAAAGCAGAAGCAGAGGAUGAAGACCCAGCAGUCGGGUGGCUCCCAGGGACCCACAUGAGCUGAGGCAGGGGCUAGGGCAGGGCCCUGGAAGGCUGGGUCGGGCUUGGGCUUGUUGCCUCAGUCCCCACAGCGGGGACAUCCCUGCCCUCCUCACAGCUGCUGUGACCAUGGCCUGCAGUUGGCUGCCUGUGGGGACAAAUGCAGGAGCCACGGGGCAGGCUGAGCCCCUCCGCCUCUCCGAUGGCUCCCACACGCUGACUGUGGGGCACUUGGCUGGAGGCCAGCUCCCUGACUCCUGCAUCAUAGGCCCCUCCUGUGUCCCUGCCUCCACUCGUGGCAAUCAGAAAGGGCUACAGACAUUGCCCAAUGUCGGGGAAGGGGCACCCCAGCAGAGCCAUGGUGCUCAUGAGGGCCUCAGUCCGACUUCUCCCUGCAGCCAGGCUGCCACCACGGAAGCCCAUGACAUCCAGAUGCCCCCACAGCCCUUGUCCCCCAUCCUGUGGACCCCAUGGCACUACUGACAUGGCCUGGGCCCAUGAACCCCUGGGACCUUCCCAAGGCCCUGCCAGGACUCUCCUGCUGUGAAGGGAAUGUCAGCACCUCCCUGGUGGUGCACCUUGCACUGCAGAGCAAAGAUGCACCCUUCUUUCCGGCCAUAUCCUCCUGCCUCCCUGUUGUACUUGAGGAGGAGCUGAUGGUUUCAUAAAUUAGUAGAUUCUGCAAGUUGAAUAUGUAUACGAGGAGAAAAGAAACUAUAAAAGUGUGGAAAGUCAUA